Glycine soja is the source of this 1890-nucleotide messenger RNA. RefSeq lists its product as uncharacterized. The record is from RefSeq and is a predicted model, not a curated record. Gene Ontology annotation, molecular function: zinc ion binding; nucleic acid binding. NCBI's taxonomy places the organism in Eukaryota, Viridiplantae, Streptophyta, Magnoliopsida, Fabales, Fabaceae. Bases 1 to 1890 code for a protein of 629 amino acids. The transcript has 4 exons.
AUGGAGCAGCAAUUAAAGAGAAAAAGUGUGAGGAAGAGUUCAUCUAAUUUUGAUAACUUUAGGUGGAAGGAGGGGUUUAAGAAAGAGGGAACUUCAUCUAAUAGGACCCUAAGGGCUACACCACAGUCCACCCAAAAUCGGGGAAAGGAAGUGGCCAACAAUUCUCGGUCUAGAGACAUAAAGUGCUUUAAGUGUUUAGGUAGAGGACACAUAGCUUCUGAAUGUCCCACUAAGAAAGUUAUGAUAUUAAAAGAUGAUGGGGAAAUCACAAGUGAGAGUUCUCCUUCUGAACCAUCAAGUGAAGAAGAGAGAGCGUUAGAAGAGGAGAUCCCUGAAGGAGACUUGUUCAUUGUGAGGAGGAUUUUAGGAGGGAUAGCCAAGAAGAGUGAGGAAAGCCAAAGAGAAAACAUAUUCCAUACUACGUGUCUUAUCCAAGGGAGGGUGUGCUCUUUGAUCAUAGAUGGAGGGAGUUGCACAAAUGUGGUUAGUGCUAGGUUGGUGAAGAAAAUGAACUUAGAGACUAAACCCCAUCCUAGACCUUAUAAGCUACAAUGGCUUAGUGAGGAAGGUGAAUUGAGGGUGGAUAAGCAAGUGGAGAUUCAGUUUUCUAUUGGGAAGUAUAAGGACAAAACUCUGUGUGAUGUGGUUCCUAUGGAAGCUAGCCAUGUGCUUCUUGGGAGACCAUGGCAGUUUGAUCGGAAAGCUCACCAUGAUGGUCACAAAAAUAAAUACAUUUUUUAUCAUGACAACCGCAAGGUUACCUUGGUUUCAUUAUCUCUAAAAGAGGAAUUUCAGGAUGUGUUUCCAGAGGAGAUACCACAAGGACACCCACCAUUAAGGGGUAUUGAACACCAAAUUCAUUUGGUUGCAGGAGCUGUGUUGCCUAAUAGGCCAGCAUAUAGGAGUAAUCCUCAGGAGACCCAGGAGAUCCAAAAGCAAGUCACUAAUUUGAUGACUAAAGUUUGGGUAGAGGAAAGCUUGAGCCCAUGUGUUGUUCCUAUCAUAUUGGUGCUGAAGAAGGAAGGAAGUUGGAGGAUGUGCUCAGAAUGUAGAGUUGUCAACAACAUCACCAUUAAGUAUAGGCAUCCCAUUCCCAGGUUAGAUGAUCUUCUUGAUGAAUUGUAUGGAUCAUGCUACUUCUCUAAGAUAGAUUUGAAAAGUGCAUAUAAUCAUAUUAGGAUUAGAGAAGGUGAUGAAUGGAAAACAGCUUUUAAAACCAAGUAUGGCUUAUAUGAGUGGAAGCUAGUUAAGAAACAUGCGGGAUUUAAAUGGGGAGAGGAACAAGAGAAAGCAUUUUCUGUCCUGAAAGAGAAAUUAACACAUGCACCCAUACUUGCUUUGCCUAACUUUGCUAAAUCCUUUGAACUUGAAUGCGAUGCAUCUGGGGUGGGAAUAAGAGUUGUCUUAAUGCAAGAGGGGCACCCAAUUGCUUAUUUUAGUGAGAAACUAAAUGGGGCUGCCCUUAACUACCCCACAUAUGACAAGGAGUUGUAUGCAUUAGUUAGAGCUUUGCAAACAUGGCAACAUUAUCUUCUGCCUAAAGAAUUUGUAAUUCAUAGUGACCAUGAAUCUUUAAAGUAUUUGAAAGGGCAGGGUAAGUUGAACAAGAGACAUGCCAAGUGGGUGGAGUUUCUUGAGCAAUUUUCGUAUAUGAUCAAGCACAAGAGAGUCCAAGUGAUAGAGGUGUUGUCAUCUGAAGAAGACCCUGAGGAGGACCCAGAGGAGUUACCUCCCGAGCCUGUUGUGGAUGCUCUUGACUUUCCAGAGGGUGAUGAGGACCCACUACCUGAUGUGGAUUCUCCAGAGGACGUCAUGUCAGCAUCUAAGGCAGACUCUACGGAGGAGAGCGGCCCUAGAGGGAUAGUGACUAGUGGAGACUCUUCAUCAUAG